Messenger RNA from Acanthoscelides obtectus, 1226 nucleotides. Lineage: Eukaryota; Metazoa; Arthropoda; Insecta; Coleoptera; Chrysomelidae. The record is from the annotation of a GenBank genome assembly.
UUGGGUUCUUUCCAUUACUGUGUACCGUAUAUUAUAUUAUUUACUUUGCCAAGUGAUUUACAAACGCACCUGCAGAAGCAGCGAGAACGCUGACAAUUCUUUUGAGUAUCUGCGCCAUCUAGGAUGAGGUGUAUCAACUGCAGAAUGCACAAAUCACAACCUAUAGGUAACGUUAUCAAAUGAAACCGUCAGAUCACAAUGUUCGGCGCAAUCAUCAGAUGUCACUCAAAUUUAUUGACAUGUCCCCUGUGAUUUCGCCGGCCAAACAGUUAUGUUAUAUAUGUUUUGUGCUAACAACUAACAAUAAGCAAUGUGGUGAAAUUUUACGUAACUUUCAUAAAUUUCGGCUAGUGUUCGUAAAUACUGUUUACUUCGAGUGUGGGCGCAUCCAAAACGCAUGCCUGCAUUUGUAGCAAAAAAGACCGUCGUGAACGAAUAAACGUGCAAGCGACUUGUAAAUGUAAACAUUAUCUGUGCGUCCCUGUGACGGAAAAUGUUUCAUGAACAGCUGAUUUCUGAGGAAAGGGGCAUCUGCUAAGAUCGUACCAAAUGAACGGCUUUAGCACGGGAGAAGAAGACUCUAGGGGACCCACCGACCAAAUCUGUUGUCUCAUAGAGAACGGGGAAAGGUGUGCAAAGCCCGCAGGGAACGCGUCCUAUAGCAAAAGGGUUCAGAAGACCGUCACACAAAGGCGGCUCAACUUGAAUAUUGACAACUCUGCUCGCCACAUUUACAUCUGUGACUUCCACAAAAUGAUCAUCCAGUGCGCUCGAAAUAAAAGGCGACGGAAGGACUCCGAGGAUGAUUCGAAUGAAACGGACACGGAUGUUCCAGAAGUGGAUCUGUACCAGCUGCAGGUGAAUACUUUGAGGCGGUACAAGCGGCAUUAUAAGGUGCCCAUGCGCCAAGGACUGAACAAGGCACAGCUUGCUGAUGCUUUGAUGAAGCAUUUCAAGACAAUCCCCGUAAAGGAGAAAGAAGUAGUGACUUUCUUCAUCUACACUGUGAAAACGAACGCCAAUAAACUGGACCAAAAAAAUGGCAUCAACAAUGACACAAAUUGAGGAGCGUUUUUGUGCAAUCCAUGCAAUUAUGUAUUUAUAAUAUUGCACCAUAGCAUUAAGAAAGUAAUACUUAAAUAUUGUUUUUACGUUUAUUGAUUGUAAUUGAACAUUUUUUUAAAUAAAAAAUCACGAAAUAUAAAAUAAAAGUAAUCUCAAGUUAA